Acanthaster planci (crown-of-thorns starfish) is the source of this 1656-nucleotide messenger RNA. RefSeq names its product E3 ubiquitin-protein ligase TRIM56-like. NCBI's taxonomy places the organism in Eukaryota, Metazoa, Echinodermata, Asteroidea, Valvatida, Acanthasteridae. The record is from RefSeq and is a predicted model, not a curated record. Gene Ontology annotation, molecular function: zinc ion binding.
CAACAAACGAGUUGUGAUCUGCAGCAUCGAUGGUAACCAGAAAAGCACAAUCCCGAUGGAACGAUGGGCACGUGGCAUUGCAGCUACACGCACCGGCAAUCGCUUGGUGGUUGUGGCGGAGAACGCAUCCCGGGUGAAAGUCUUUGACAAGGACAAUACGCUGGCUUUCCAGUUCCCCACAGUGCCACCGAGUGAGGUCAGUAAGACUGCAGUGGACCUCUGGAGUGUAGCAGUCAAGACGGAUGGGACCAUUGUGGUUGGUGAUGUCCAGAGGAUGGUGCUGACCGAACACAGCCCCACUGAUGGCGAACUCAGAAGCACCGUCCCAGUCAAGAUUGAACCUCGUUAUGUGGCUGUUGACAGCAAUGAUCGAGUUGUAAUCAGUGACUGUGAACAACAGUUAGUCGGGGUUGUUAGUGCGAAUGGUGAUACACUGUUCACCAUCAAACCUACCAUCGAUGGUGAGGUAGUUAGAUACUGUACUGGUGUAUGCGCAGAUAGCGCGGGCAUCUAUGUUGCAAUGCAUAAUGAUGAUGAUGACACCGGUCAUAUCCACCACUAUGACCCUCAAGGUGGCUUUCUCCACUGCAUCGCAGAGGGUCUGCACUAUCCCCAGGGAAUCACAUUCGUAGCAGAUGGGCAACUGGCAGUUGCAGACUUUAACUCAGUGAAGAUUUAUGACUUUAUUUAAUGUAACACAAACAAAUCGAUUUCCUUCCGCUUUCUUCGGGAGGAAACAGCAGUAGCAUUAGUCGGAAAUGUUGCGGUGUGUACAACAUUGCAUUCAAUGUCAUCAAGUUUUUUUAAUAGAAAAUUAUAUCCACAAAGGUUUGCGUAGGCUUACUGCAUGGCAGAAAUGGAAAGCAUACUACAUCAAAAUUUCACUGAGAUGGGAUUUAAAAGUAUGGGAGCUACAUAAAGUGCUCAUCAUUUAAACAAAUUUCCUUUGUUAGUUUUGCAUUGUUAACUAUAUUUCCUCACGACUUAUGAAUUGUUUUCAUAGAUCCAUUUAACAGUAGUAAAUGCAUCCCAAUAUUGGUGAGUUAUGCCUACCGUGAGCGCUCACAGGAGAUAUGGGAAGUUGUCAGCUUGUCUCACCAAAAGAAUCAGACUCAUUUUAAUGCAAACAUCUUGCAGGGGAUUAUCAAAUUGAGGAGAGUAUAAAAACUGAAAAAUAAUAUAUGAAGUCAAAUUGUUCUCAUUGAGAUUUACAUAAAAUUUUAAUGUUCUCAAAAGCUUACUUUGUUUGAGUAGUGGGAUAGCGAAGAUCUCAUCAUUUAAAUAGUGAAGUACAUUUGUAAAAGUCGAUGUGGAACUCACGUUUGGAGGAAUAUUGCCCUCAUAACUAAACUGUCCCUUUGUGUUGAACCGUCUUAUUCUUAUUUGCAGUUGAAGGUAUAUUACGAAUUAAUACCUCGUUAAAGACAGGCCCAAUGUCACCAUUUGGAGGAGAGUUAUAUUGAUUCAUUUCCUUUGCAACUCCUUUCGAAAUAAAAUUCAUUUCGUUUUCUUUUGAACUCAAAUGAAGGUUUUGUUAGAGAUUUAAAUGAUGUUUUUCUCGGUGGCAGAGGCAAAAGCAAGAUGAAAUGUAGGUUAUAAAACGUUUCAUUUGCAAAUUGCUUAAUUUUCUUGCAUUUUAUUUACAUAGUUUUAAUU